This is a messenger RNA of Thamnophis sirtalis, 7343 nucleotides long. NCBI's taxonomy places the organism in Eukaryota, Metazoa, Chordata, Lepidosauria, Squamata, Natricidae. The record is from RefSeq and is a predicted model, not a curated record.
UGCUGCUGCUGCUGCGAGUUUUUGCUCUUGCUGUGUUGCCGGGCGCAGCCGAGGAGAAAACCCGAAGGUGCUUCUUGCUGCAUUCAGGAUAGAAAGUUUCUACUUUAUCUCAGGGAAAUAAUCUGCUGGAUUCUUUUUCACUAAUGUAACAAAAACAAUGGGCAGAUGAUAUCAGUUAAACUGCUUUUGGCAGCUGACUAUCAGACAGCAAGCAACUACGUAAGCAACUGCAAUCAGACCGCAAGGAUUUUUACUAUUACAGGCACUGGGAAUUAUGUGCAGUGCCUGAGUACUCGGAGUAACUACAGUUUCUAUGUAGAUCACUAGGAAUUAUAAUAAUGUCUGUUCAUGCCACAGAGAGUGACAUUCCUAGAUUUUUUGUGGGCGAUGAAGAUGGAGACGAAUUUUUGGAUUGUUCCAGAGCUUCUGAUUUUGUCUCUUUCUAUGAUCAGGAUGAUGAUGAUGAUGAAUAUGAUUCUCCACCGGAAAGACAAAUCAUGGUUGGAAUAUGUUCUAUGGCAAAAAAAUCAAAAUCAAAACCAAUGAAUGAAAUCCUUGAACGGCUUUCCAUGUUUAAAUACAUCACAGUAGUGAUAUUUGAAGAAGAUGUUAUUUUGAAUGAACCGGUAGAAAACUGGCCUUUAUGUGAUUGUCUCAUUUCUUUUCAUUCUAAAGGAUUUCCAUUGGACAAAGCAGUUGCCUAUUCUAAACUCAGGAAUCCAUUUGUUAUUAAUGAUUUGAAUAUGCAGUAUCAUAUACAAGACAGGAGAGAGGUUUAUGGCAUCCUUAAAGAUGAAGGCAUUUUACUUCCUCGUUAUGCAGUCCUAAACCGGGAUCCAAAUAAUCCCCAAGAAUGCAAUUUGAUUGAAGGAGAAGAUCAUGUGGAAGUGAAUGGGGAAGUUUUCCAAAAGCCAUUUGUGGAAAAACCAGUUAGUGCAGAGGACCACAAUGUAUAUAUUUAUUAUCCAACAUCUGCCGGUGGGGGAAGUCAGAGGCUCUUUCGGAAAAUUGGUAGCAGAAGCAGUGUUUACUCUCCUGAAAGCAACGUGAGAAAAACUGGUUCAUACAUCUAUGAGGAAUUCAUGCCUACAGAUGGUACUGAUGUGAAGGUGUACACUGUAGGUCCAGAUUAUGCACAUGCAGAAGCACGUAAAUCCCCUGCUCUGGAUGGCAAGGUGGAGCGUGAUAGUGAAGGCAAAGAAGUGAGGUAUCCAGUGAUACUUAAUGCAAGGGAAAAGCUAAUAGCUUGGAAAGUAUGCCUGGCAUUUAAGCAAACAGUUUGUGGAUUUGACUUGUUGCGUGCAAAUGGACAGUCUUAUGUCUGUGAUGUCAAUGGCUUCAGUUUUGUGAAGAAUUCUAUGAAGUAUUAUGAUGAUUGCGCUAAAAUCCUUGGGUUUUUUGAUCUUUUUGAAAAAUGCAAUGGGUAUAAGUCUGGGAAGUUAAAGCUGAAGAAGCCUAGGCAACUACAGGAAGUACUUGAUAUUGCAAGACAGCUCUUAAUCGAACUUGGACAGAAUAAUGACUCUGAAAUUGAAGAAAACAAAUCUAAACUUGAACAGUUAAAGACUGUGUUGGAGAUGUAUGGACAUUUUUCUGGCAUAAAUCGCAAAGUACAACUGACGUAUCUUCCUCAUGGUUGUCCUAAAACAUCUAGUGAAGAAGAAGAUAACCACAAACAAGAGCCAUCUCUACUCUUAGUUCUCAAAUGGGGAGGAGAAUUGACACCUGCAGGUAGAGUUCAGGCAGAGGAACUAGGAAGAGCAUUCCGAUGUAUGUAUCCUGGUGGACAAGGUGAUUAUGCAGGAUUUCCAGGAUGUGGUCUACUUAGAUUGCAUAGUACCUAUCGGCAUGAUCUCAAAAUCUAUGCAUCUGAUGAAGGAAGAGUUCAAAUGACAGCGGCAGCUUUUGCAAAGGGUCUAUUGGCAUUGGAAGGGGAACUGACACCUAUACUUGUGCAGAUGGUCAAAAGUGCUAAUAUGAAUGGUCUGUUGGACAGUGACUCUGACUCUCUUAGCAGCUGCCAACAUCGUGUGAAGGCACGCCUUAAUGAAAUUCUCCAAAGAGAUAGAGACUUUACUUCUGAGGACUAUGAAAAGCUGACACCAUCUGGCAGCAUUUCUCUGAUAAAAUCAAUGCAAGUGAUAAAAAAUCCUAUUAAGACAUGUGAUAAGGUAUAUUCCUUAAUCCAGAGUUUGACAUCUCAAAUCAAACAACGAAUGGAAGAUCCUAAAUUUGCAGAUAUUCAACUUUAUCACAGUGAAACAUUGGACCUAAUGCUGCGUAGGUGGGCCAAGCUUGAAAAAGACUUUAAAACAAAGAAUGGAAAAUAUGAUAUAAGUAAAAUCCCAGAUAUCUAUGACUGCAUAAAAUACGAUGUUCAGCAUAAUGUCUCCUUAAAGCUAGAAAAUACAAUGGAAUUGUACAGACUGUCAAAGGCAUUGGCUGAUAUUGUGAUCCCUCAGGAAUAUGGUAUUACUGAGGCUGAAAAAUUAGAGAUUGCUAAAGGUUACUGUAAUCCACUACUGAGGAAAAUUCGGUCUGAUCUUCAGAGGACUCAGGAUGAUGAUACUGUUAACAAACUCCAUCCACUGUAUUCUAGCGGUGUUAUGUCUCCUGAACGUCACGUGAGAACUAGGCUGUACUUUACCAGUGAGAGUCAUGUCCAUUCAUUGCUUUCAACUCUUCGCUAUGGUUCUUUAUGCGAUGCAUCAAAAGAUGAACAGUGGAAGAGAGCUAUGGAUUACCUUAAUGUUGUCAGUGAACUCAAUUACAUGACCCAAAUAGUUAUCAUGUUGUAUGAAGAUCCAAAUAAGGAGGUCUCAUCAGAAGAACGCUUCCAUGUAGAGUUACAUUUUAGUCCAGGAGCUAAAGGCUGUGAAGAAGAUAAAAACUUACCAUCCGGUUUUGGCUACAGACCUGCUUCACGGGAGAAUGAUGAUUCAAAGCAAAAAUCCCAUAGAAAUGAGAAUGAUGAGGAACCCCAUUCUUAUAAAAGAGAUGAGACUGAUCGUUCAAUAAUGAUGUUCAAGCCAAUGGUGUCAGAUCCAAUUCAUAUACACAGGAAGUCACCCCUUUCCAGACCCAGAAAAAUGGGUUCAACAGAAGAAGAGAGCCCCUUGAGUGUGUCUAGCCCAGAGUGGCUGCAUUAUACCAGUGGUGUGGGUACUGGGCGUCGAAGACGCAGAUCAGGGGAACAAAUCACUUCUUCCCCUGUCUCCCCUAAAUCAUUGGCUUUCACAUCCAGUAUUUUUGGCUCAUGGCAACAGGCACCAACAGAAAAUAAUACUUUCUUUCGACCUCCAAGAACAAUUGUGGAACAAAAGACCAGUACUAUAGGGUCUCACUGUGCGAGCCUGUUUAGCACCUCAGUGCUCGGGGGGUCUUCAAGUGCACCCAAUCUACAGGAUUAUGCUCGUACUCAUCGUAAAAAGCUGACUACUUCUGCCUGCAUAGAUGACACCACACGUGGUUCUGCUGUUAAAAGGUUUUCUAUCACAUUUGCUCGACACCCAACCAAUGAGCAUCCAGACCUCUAUAGGUGCUGGUCGGUUUCCUCUGAGGAAUUUCUAGGCUCCAGUGGCUUUGAAUUAUAUUCCAUGGUGCCUUCAAUUUGUCCUCUAGAGACUCUCCAUAACUCCUUGUCUUUAAAGCAAGUGGAUGAAUUUCUUGCCUCAAUUACAGCCUCAACCUCGUGUGAAAAUUUUCCAAAUGCAUCUACACCCUCCUUUCGUUCUCCAUCAUUUAUUGAAUCCAUAACAGAAAGAAAGUGUUCUUUGAAUACUUAUACCCCUGCUAAAAUCCAACCAACAACAUUUGAAGACUUUGCAGUGCGGAGAUCUGUUGAGAGAGGCCCCUCAGGUGCCACUUCCUCUUCAGUUCCUGAUAUUUGACUGCACCAUUAGAAGACAAAAAGGAUUUAAAUAAUAGUAGUGUGAUGUUAGUAGUGAAAUGCUUUCUGAAAAGGAAUUAAGCACUUCAGUCAAAACUUGAAAGAACACUUCAUUGCCUCUUCUAUAAUGAACAAACCAUUACAGAAAAAGGCAGUUUUUGAAAUCACAUUUGCCACAAAGAGUGUUUCAUUGUAUAUAAAAUAACUUCUGGAAUGCAUAAGUUGCAUAUUUUCAGGUUAAAGGUGACUUCCUUUCUAAAAUGUAAAAAGCAACAAAGUUUACACUUGUAAUUUUAAGGUACAGAUAUCUUAAAUGUAAAAACUGCACAAAAUUUUCCAUCUUUGUUGUCUAAAAUAUGCGCACAAUGCAAAACCAAAACAGCCUAGCAUAGUAGUAUUGUAUUGCAGAUACAGCUAGAAAGGGAGAAAAGACAAAGAUUUUUAAAAGGUCGUUAUUUGGGGACAGAUUUACAAUAGGCCUUUUUAACGUUUACAGUAGGCCUUUUUUCAUUUCCAAGAAAUAUUAACAUGGCUCCGAUUAAUGGCUACUUUUCUGAAAUCUGAUCCCUAAACUAGGAUUUAGUAAUUUAUACUUUACUUCUGGUACUCACGCAUGUUGUUUGAAUUACAGAUGAAAACUCUUUAGAUUCUUGGACUUGGAAAAUGCAAAGAAAAUUGAACAACCUGCUGUAGAAACUAAUACUCUAAAGCUAAUGUGUCAUAUAUUUUGAGUCAUAUAAGCACUAAUAGCAUCUCUAUAAUAUUGUACAAUUGUAUUGUUAAAAGUUAAAUUUGGUUUCAGUUCACAAAUCAGCUUCACUGAAGAUUUAUUCUAACUUGACAAAAGUCAGGGCCAUCAAAACAAAUUUAAAAGAAAACAUUUUUAAUGCUAAUGUAGCACAGUUAAUGGUUUCAUAGCAAAUAUUUUAUUUCUAUUUCAUGCAUGCUCACUACUAAGUUAAAAACUCAUUCACACUCUAUGCCAAUUAUUUUCUCUGUCAGCAGUAGUUGUAUAGGGAACAAAAUCUAGGUUCAUUCCGUUUAGUCAUUCAUCUGUCAAGUGCAAGGUUUAGACUGUAAUCUCUCUCCAUGCUUCAAUUUAAAUAUGGCUUCUGGAAGCCUCACAUCCUUCAUAUUAUAUCGAGGUACCUUCUAAUGAGAUUUCACUGUAGUAAUUACAUAGCUAAAGAAGUACUCUCCAAAAAGUCAUACACUCAUAAAUUAGUAUCUUGCCCUAAGAUGACACCUGGCCUGCUCAGUAUUGGUGUAGAAGUACCUCUUACUUUUUCCUAUUUGAAUAUGAGACAUUUUGGGAGUCAGUCAUGGACAGUAUAUACAUGAUUUACCACAUUCUUUGUUUACAUCAAUAUCUGGAAUGUGCGCAAGACUAUUCUAACCUAUGCUUUAGUACAGGGCAUGAAUUAAUUUUGAUUGCAUUAUUUAUGAAUUUAUUUUGUGUUUACAUACUAUCCAAAGGGUUUUUUUUAUUUAAAAAAAAUGUUUGCCACAUAGGUUUCUGCAGAAUACUGUUUAAAAGUAUAGUCCUAUAGAAGGAUAACGGGGCUUUAUAAAAGCAGAAACAGCUGGUCUGUUUACAUUCAUGAUUGUAAUUUUAUAUAUCUGUACAUGCUGUCAUUUGUUGCGUUUUCAAAUGAAAAGAAAUUGCAACAAAACCAAUUCUAUGAAAUUACUGUUUCAUCAUUGAAUGUAUGGGUGUAACCAGUGCUGGGAUUCACUUAGCUUCCCUACUGGUUAGCAAAUGUGCGCGUGCUCCAGCCGCCACCACUACUUGUUUACCUGAACUGGUAAAAACCGGAAGACUACCACCACUAGGCGUAACCCCAUAUAGAAAAUAGGCAUAUCAUUCUUUUCUUUUUUUUCAUUAAUGCCUACUGGUGGACAAUGUUUAAAGAUAAUAAUCAGCGUUAUCAGACAUCCCAAAACUGGAACUCUGCUUUAAAAAAAAUAUUCAGGUUUGUCAACAUCUAUAUAUUAGUUGUCUUUUGACUUCCCUUAUGUCCUGCUCAAUUAUUGAAUGGUUAAUAUAUUUUCAGUCUUUGCAGUAACUCUAUAAUUUAGGAAUGGCAAUAUUUUUGUUUAUACUGCAAGAGGCCUGGUUUCAGUGCCUUUAUGAGAAUAAAAAUACUUCUCAUUCAGUAAUUUUUCAUAAAAGUGUAAUUGCUUAUAAAACUUGCCAUCGCAUUGCUGUGCCUAUUCUAUGGGAUUAUAUAAGCAAUUAUUAAGAUACCAAAUAUAUGAUGGGUUCACAAUUCUCAUUGCAUUUCAUCUUCUAAAAUACAGGUUUUUAAUAUGGACAAUGUUUGUCUUGCUCACCUAUGAAUGUAUAUGUUAUAUUUUGUUUUUCUAUACAAAAUGUUGUUUAAUUAUGUGUAACAUUCCAGUCAACCAAAGCUUUGCCAUAAAAAUACAAUGUGCUCUUAAAUAAAAGAGUCCUCAAAAAAGCAGCAUCCAUUCUACUUGAUCUUUAAUAUGAUUUUUUGUCCUAUUUGACAAAUAUUCCUAAGAGACUGAAUACAGAAUUACAGUCUUAAGUAAAUGUAAGUAUAAGAGCUAUCAUUACAGGUAGUUCUUAUUUAGCAACUGUCUCAUUUAGCAACAAUUCAGUUACAACAGUGAUAAAAUAGUAACUUUAUGAUCAGUCCGUGCAAUAUAAUCUUCACAGUGCUGUGUAAAGGUCAACAGAAUUCAAGAGGUUCAGAACUUAGUCGGUUUGUGGCUAUGUAGAGUCGCUAGGCUGAUUCCUCUUUUGAUUCUGUCAUUCCUUUUCCUACCAUAAUAGUGUGUUGAAAACAUCUGCUCUGUAUUGUUAUCAAAAUAAUAUGAUACUUUGGUAUAAAUUUAUGCACGAGAAUAAAUACCGGGAACAUGUCACUCUGAGCCACAGUGCAAAAUAUAAGAGGGAUAAUCUCUUUUAAUUGACAGAUAUACCGUAUGUAAUAUUCUGGAUGCUUUUUCAGGCUAUCCUGUUCUUCAACUAUCUGAAAGAAUGUGACACUGUAGAUCAAAAUCUGUUUACUAUUACAUAAGAGUGCCAAACACAGAGUAAUGGAUGGAAAUUGUAGGAAGGCAGAUUGAUUAUUAGAACACCAUUUCCUAAAAAUUAGAGCAGUUUAACAAUAGAUCCAAUUAAUCAAGUAGCUGUGGGUUCUGUUCCCUGGAUCUGUUCAAGCAAAGCUUAGGGAAUGAUCUAUUGGGAAUGUUUGCUUUGAUGUUGUUAGUGACAAGGGAGUUAGAUUCACAAUGUUAAAUGGUCUCCUUUAAAUCUGUAAUUGUCAACAGAUGGUUCUUGCUCUAUCCCUAAUAUGGAUCUUUCCACAGGACUGUAAAGACUCUACCCAUUUCUCUUUUCCUCGUUUUACCUUCAUCUCUCUUUAUAUUUUUGUAUUUUAUGCUUUGUAAAAAAAUUAAUAAAAUUUUGAAUGGUAAAAAAGGA